UUCGACCGGAAGUCACAUCCUCGCUUCAACAUGGUUCCUCCUGUCGCAGUGUCGCCGCUCAUCAAGACGGCCAGAUGGUCUGCCCUGCUGCUCGGCGUGAUCUAUGGCAAACAGAGGUUUGACUACCUGAAGCCAAUUGCCGAGGAGGAGAGGAGGGUCGAGGAAGCAGAGAAGAAGGCCAGAGAGGAGCAGGAACGCAUCUACAAACAACUGUCUGAAGCAAACUCUGACACCAUCCUCAAAUGAACCAUUUCCUGAUGUGUGUUGCUGAACAAUAAAUAUUUUUCAUGUAACAUA
Messenger RNA from Archocentrus centrarchus (flier cichlid), 297 nucleotides. RefSeq names its product ATP synthase subunit e, mitochondrial-like. The record is from RefSeq and is a predicted model, not a curated record. The coding region runs from base 31 to 246 and encodes 71 amino acids. Gene Ontology annotation, biological process: proton motive force-driven ATP synthesis. Gene Ontology annotation, cellular component: proton-transporting ATP synthase complex. NCBI's taxonomy places the organism in Eukaryota, Metazoa, Chordata, Actinopteri, Cichliformes, Cichlidae. Gene Ontology annotation, molecular function: proton transmembrane transporter activity. The transcript has 4 exons.